This is a messenger RNA of Microtus oregoni (creeping vole), 1235 nucleotides long. RefSeq names its product serine protease 41-like. NCBI's taxonomy places the organism in Eukaryota, Metazoa, Chordata, Mammalia, Rodentia, Cricetidae. The coding region runs from base 183 to 1112 and encodes 309 amino acids. Gene Ontology annotation, molecular function: serine-type endopeptidase activity. The record is from RefSeq and is a predicted model, not a curated record. Gene Ontology annotation, biological process: proteolysis. The transcript has 7 exons.
AGCCAGCAUUUUCCACCUGAGCGGCUUCUCCUUCCCUCCCCUCAGACUCCUCAAUAGGUCCUUCUGGUGCGUGUGUGGUUCUUCCGUGGGCAGGUCUUCGUUCUUGGCUGUUGUGCAAUACUGGAUUAACUUUGUGGGGCGCCACUGAGCCUGGCGUGGCUCCCGACUGCAGCGGAGCGGCCAUGGGUGUGCAGGGCCCCAUUCCGCUGCUGGUGGUGUUGCUGGUGUGCGUGGCGCUGGGGAAACCUGGUCCCAAGAACAUCACAAACAAGCUCCUCUCAGUGCCUUGUGGCCGCCGGAGUUACAUUAAGCCACUGAUAGUGGGCGGGAUAGAAUCCGUGCAAGGGCGCUGGCCGUGGCAGGCCAGCCUGCGCUUGAAGAAGUCCCACCACUGUGGAGGGAGCCUUCUCAGCCACCGAUGGGUGCUCAGUGCUGCACACUGCUUUAGAAAGUACCUUGAUCCAGAAAAGUGGACAGUCCAGCUUGGACAGCUUACUUCCAAGCCUUCUUUCUGGAACAGGAAGGCCUAUUCUGGCCGGUACAGGGUAAAGGACAUCAUUGUAAACUCUGAAGACACCAUGAGGUUCCACGACCUGGCCCUGCUGAGGCUGGCCUCCUCGGUCACCUAUAGCAAGUACAUUCAGCCCAUCUGCGUGCUGCCCUCCACCUUCGUGUUCCAGCAGCAGCCGGACUGCUGGGUGACUGGCUGGGGAGUCCUUCAGGAGAAUAAGAAACCUCUGCCACCACCCUACCACCUCCGCGAAGUGCAGGUCAGCAUCCUAAGCGACAGCAGAUGCCGUGAGCUGUUCAGCAGUCCCUCUCUCCACCCCUUCAUCAGCAGUGAUGUGUUCUGCGCUGGUGCUGAGGAUGGCAGUGCGGACACCUGCAGUGGUGACUCGGGAGGACCCUUGGUCUGCAGCAUGGAUGGUCUCUGGUAUCAGAUUGGAAUCGUGAGCUGGGGAGUAGGCUGUGGGCGGCCCAAUCUGCCUGGCCUCUACACCAAUGUGAGUCAGCACUACGGCUGGAUCCAGACCAUGAUGGUCCUCAACGGUGCAGUCAGGUCUGCUCUGGGGCCGCCACUGCUGUCCCUCGCUCUGCUCCAGGCUCCCUGACUUCUAAGGCCUGCCUGAGCCCAUGAAGCUGCAGCUUCAGGGCUUCACUUCUCCCAACCCCAGGACAUUCGGUAUUGGGUAGGGACAUCCUGUGUCUUCUGUCUCCUUUGUCAAUAAACUCUU